AUGUCUUCUCAGAACUCAGUAUCGCUAAAGGUUGGUCUCGUUGGAGAUGCUCAGAUUGGCAAGACGUCGCUAAUGGUUAAAUACGUGGAGGGAUGCUUCAACGAGGAUUACACACAGACACUCGGGGUGAACUUCAUGGAACGGUCAAUCCUCAUAAAGAAUACACAGAUAACGUUCUCGAUUUGGGAUUUAGGUGGAGAAAGAGAGUUUCUCAAUAUGCUACCGUUGGUUUCUAGCGAUGCCGUUGCCAUUCUAUUUAUGUUCGAUCUGACCAGAAAGUCUACCUUGAACUCUAUCAAAGAGUGGUACAGGCAGACCAGAGGAUUCAACAAAACGGCCAUUCCGUUCCUGGUGGGAACAAAGUACGAUCUCUUCAUAGACAUGCCAAUGGAGGAUCAAGAAGAGGUGACUACACAGGCGCGCAAAUUUGCAAAGGCCAUGAAUGCCAGUCUCAUCUUCUGCUCCACCAGCGCCUCCAUCAACAUCCAGAAGAUCUUCAAAAUUGUCAUCAGCAAAGCAUUUGAUUUGAGACUCACCAUUCCAGAAGUGACACAUAUAGGUGAGCCAAUCCUGCUAUAUCAGGGCGUGUAG
Molecule: messenger RNA, 591 nt
Organism: Kuraishia capsulata CBS 1993
Lineage: Eukaryota; Fungi; Ascomycota; Pichiomycetes; Pichiales; Pichiaceae
Exons: 1
Coding region: 1-591 (196 amino acids)
Biological process (GO): regulation of exit from mitosis
Cellular component (GO): spindle pole body
Molecular function (GO): GTPase activity; GTP binding
Source: RefSeq, a predicted model, not a curated record